This is a messenger RNA of Haliotis rubra (blacklip abalone), 1750 nucleotides long. RefSeq lists its product as uncharacterized. NCBI's taxonomy places the organism in Eukaryota, Metazoa, Mollusca, Gastropoda, Lepetellida, Haliotidae. Gene Ontology annotation, biological process: GPI anchor biosynthetic process. The coding region runs from base 80 to 1297 and encodes 405 amino acids. The transcript is spliced from 8 exons. The record is from RefSeq and is a predicted model, not a curated record. Gene Ontology annotation, cellular component: endoplasmic reticulum. Gene Ontology annotation, molecular function: catalytic activity.
UGCGCGGAGUACGAGAUUCAUCGUGUCAACAAAUGUGUGGAUGACACUGACAGAAAAAUGAGCAUUUCUAGUCAGGAAGAUGAAGCGAGCAGUGUCGGUAUUACUGAGCUGUCUAUGCUUUGCUCUCUGUCAAGAUGACGAACCAGAUUAUGACAACAUUCUGUAUGGUGGCAUCUGGCGAUUGCCAUCUCCAAGUCCGACUCUUGGAGAGGAGGAUGUCUCAAAAGCUGUUCAGACAGCCAUAGCAUUUCUGGACCAAAGAAAAACUCAUAACAUAAGGAAAUCUGAUGGAGGUCUACAUCCAUACAGCGUUCGAAACAUUCUCAAAAUGAAACUUGCAUUUACAAGUGACGACCGAGAACCCUACCUUUACAGUGUCAUGUCCCAGGAAGACAAACCAAAGCCAAUGUCGACAUUGCUUGUGUUUGGAACCACAUACAUAUUCCAAAUUACUUGGACGUCCAAAGAUUUUAUUUUCAAACACAAUUUUAUUGUGACAAUGUAUCCUAAAGGGAAUUUUUACAUAUUUGCUCACACAUCCAUGAAUGAGGAGUUUUCUCCUCAUCAGAUGAACAAUCAAACCACAGCAGCACAGGAGGAGUCUAACUCAGCAGUAUGUUCAGUGUUGUUUAGUGAUGGAUCUUCGGAUCCUGCUCUGUUUUCUACAAGAUCCUGCACACUGCGGAGGGCGGACGUUCUGAAGGAUCUACAUUCCUGUGAUAACAGGCUCCAGGGGAGCUUGUAUACAGACAUUGGUGCUCAGACUGUCUCAAAGUCCUGUGUUAAAAGAUCUGAUAUCUAUUUAAAUUUUACAGUAAUGACUUACAAUACAUGGAACUUUAACUCUAGGCCUGAGAAGGGGAGCCAUUAUUAUGUGGACAGGAUCAAAAGGCUUGGACAGGUGAUAAAUGACUACAAGCCAGACAUCAUAGCAUUCCAGGAGGUGAGGUUUGAAUACCAGAAAGGUGGAUCCCUGGGACCAAAUCAAGCUCAACACCUUGCAGACAUGCUUCAGGGGUACCAGUUUGUGUACCAGCCGGCACAGCUCCAGCCAAACAGUGUGAGGGAUGGACGGACAGAAGAGGGUGUGGCUGUCUUCUCGCGCUACCCCAUCAUAUCUCACCACUCACUGCCUCUCUUCAGGAAUCAAAGUAACAGUGCCGACCUUCAUCAGAGAAUGUGUCAGCAUGUCGAGGUUCAACUUCCGAAUCAGAAAACUGGCUGUGCAUCAUGGCUCCAGACUGAGUGCAGGCCAUUGGGUAUCGACUCACCGUUUUUCUUUCACGUUGGAUAUUGAUAGCUAAUAAUGGUCCAAUGUAUAGCAGGGCGUGGAGUCAUCCCAUAACUGACAUCCUUACCUUGUCAGCUUGCUGACAGGGGUAACCUCUUUGGUCAUGUGGACAAGGCGUCCGACUUCGGAUCAGAAAUCUGUGGUUCCAUCCCGGCACUCGAAAAUUUUUAUGGCCGCUACACUGGUGCCCAAUGUGGGGCUGAGCAUGUACAUAUUAAAUUUGAGAAAAAUAAGUCCCAUUGAGUGUUUGAUCGGCAUUCUAGAAAUUGGGGAGUCAAAAUGAAUCAUACAACUCUAUGGAUGACAACUUUUGUUUAUUGCAUAGAGCAACAACAAGGUGUCAUCCAUAAAGUUGUGUGCUUCAUUUUUAAGUCUGUACCCUGCUAUACGGCCCAGCCGUGCCUUCUUUUGACAGGGGAGUAUUAGCAGGCCGUGGACUCAUCACACAGAUGACAUCCU